Symbiodinium natans is the source of this 21687-nucleotide messenger RNA. The record is from the annotation of a GenBank genome assembly. Lineage: Eukaryota; Dinophyceae; Suessiales; Symbiodiniaceae.
AUGCGCCUGCUGCCCCCCAGUGCCUUCACUGGCAGCUGCUCCGGCGAUGCUGGACACACGGUCGCCUUGGACACCUUCACGGGCCAGGGAACGUACGAGGGCUUUCCCUUCUUCGAGUUGGACCUGACCACGGGGUCUGUGCGCCUGGCCCCGUCGCCAGAGCUCACUAGCCUGAUGUCCGCUGAUGUCCCCGGCCGGUCGUCGCUCAACUCCACUUGCAGCAUCUACGGGCUUUACCAAUUCCCACCUUUCGGGGACGGGCCCAUCCUGCAGCAAGACAUCUUCCUGAGAGUCGAAGACGACAAUUGCUUCAUUCCAGGAAUGGGCGACUAUUACUUCUUUGAGGAGAAGACGGUCACGGGCUCGGACCCGACCAAAUGCCGCGAGGAAUGUCGCAAGGACCGCAAGUGCACGUACUACUCUUGGCUCGCUUCGACUACGACUUGCUACCUGUACACGGGGCUGUGCCCAAAUGGAGCGCCAGGCUGUUCAAAAGCGACUGGGACCUUCUUCGCCCGUGUCCUCAAUUGUGCAGACAGGACGACGUGCAUACAGCUGACCCUGCCCGACCGACACUACAUGUCCGGGCGUUACUGCUACUACGGCGAGAACAACUACAAGGGUGGCCUGGUCUUCCUGAAGGAGGGCCUCACAAGCAUGGAGACCUUUUGGCUACACCGCACAGGCCGCGGCGAAGACACCUGGGUUCUGCGGAAGCCCGCCGAAGGAGAUUUCUACAAUGCCUCUGCGGCGUUCAUGACCUUCUCCGGGGAGAGAGUGGCCACGAUCGAUGUCUCAGGCGGAGACCUGACCUCAGAGGUUUUCAACCAGGGGGUCGCGAAGUUUCCAGUCACGUUCCCCAGCAGUUCCGACAGCGUUACCUUGACGGCCGCUGUGGAGCUGCUCCGCUGCGAUGCGCCGAACCUGACGCAGAGCGAGGCAGAUGACCGCGCAGAGACAGCCGACGGAGCCGAGGCGGUGAUGGUCGACGACCCCCUGACAGAGAUCCCCUAUGACCACUGGCUGCAUCCCUGCCAUUGUGCCCCACACCUUUGGGGCCAGAAUGACCCCGUGACCGCAGAAGCCUUUGCAGAGAUCCCGGCAGGCAGCCACAACGUCUUCCGCCCGAAGCCUUUCCCAGUACUGACGGGCCAGUUCGCCUGUGGCAUCGAUGUCUUGGAUGUCAUCGUGGAGUCCGAGGUGCAGACUGCGGACCUCGAGGACUGCCAAGCCCAGUGUGCCAAGAGCAGCGUGUGCCGGUACUUCUUCACCGGCGAGGUGCUGUCGGUCAAGCAGUGCAGGCUGUACAGCAGCUGUCGAUUCAUUUACCGGGAGCUGGGGCUCUCCGGCACCCUCUACUCUUAUCCGAAGGGCAAAGAUGUCUGCGCCAUCGCAAACCCAGAGGCGUGCUGGCACAUCACGAGGCGCCGGCAGUACCUCCUAGCCAGCUACUCCAGCCUGAAGCUCGAUCUGCCGAACUGUUUAGACCAACUCCUCUUCGAACAGUGUGACGAGGCGCUGUUCAUGGGUGGCAUGGGCGUGGAGGUCUGCGAGCCCUGCCGGUAUGCCGAAGUGCCCGCUGAGGGAACCACAGAGCUGCUGGCGCUGAACAAGUCCCUCUUCCGGAGCAGCUACGCGCACGGCACUCUGCUGAAGGCGAGCUGCUGGUCCGAGCGCUACACGUCGAUGCCCCGAAACAACUUUGAGCAGAUCUGUGUCAACGGCAAGUGGCUCGACCGCAACGGUGCCAGCGGCCUGAGCCAGUUCGCCUGCGACGCCAUGGUCCAGGUCGUCAAUGCCCGCUACCAGGAGCUCGACUCCCACAACCGGCAGGAGCUCUACUUCUACGAGAACUUCCAGGUCCGGGUUGUUCUGUGGCGCAUGGUGGGUUCCGCAGGCAAAGUCUUGGGCUUCUUCUAUGUGAAGCAGGUGCCAGCAGGAGCACCGCCGGAGCGCCAGUGGGUAUCGGCGGACGAGACCGGGAAGUGCUUGAGCACUGCGGCUCCUGGCGGCCUCGGCUUGGAACCCUGCAGCAACUCCUCGGAUCAGCUGCUUGACGCCAACGAAGUCGCCAGCCUCUUCUACGAAGCCUACAAAGAGGAGGCCCGCAAGGAGGUCGGGCCGUUUGUGAGCUACUACUACGAGGAUACCCUCUUUAGUGCCAGCGCAGACAUAGACUGCAGAGAUGAUGCGAUCGGCAGGGCGCUGCAAAGGAUCCACUUCACCAGGACGGAGCUCAGCGGCACCUGCGUGGCCGCCAGCCUUUCCACGCAGAAGAGGGAGAGCCGUGUGCCAUUGAGCUUCCAGCUCGUGAACUUCCGCUUCAAAAAGUGCAUCGCCACAGUGCCAUGCCAACGGGCCGGUGAAGACUCGAUCGAGUGCAUCGGCCAGCUGGCAGAGUGCGCUCCAAUGGAGAACCAGAUCUUCCAGGUCAAGGAAGUACCUGAUGAAUCUGUGGAUUUUCCCACGCGCACCUUGCUGUUGAAUCGUGGGAAGACGGUGAACAUGCGCGGCACGCAGGUGGCGAAGUUGAAUUUCUCUCCGGGGACAAAGAACCCGUACUAUGAUGGCAUUCCAGAGUGCCUUAUGUGGAAGGUGCCGGACGACACCAAUGGAUGGCUCGGUUGCGUGGCCGAAUAUCAGGAUAUCGUAGGCGAUUACACACCAACGCACUGGCAGCAGAAUCUGAUCUCCACGACUGCGGCUGCCCUCAAGUUCGAGUACGGGCAGUUUAUUCCCAGAGUUAAUGCCACCACGCGAUGGCAGCGCGAGGCUCCGACGAUGGAGCAAGGCUGGCUCCUGGGCACGGAGGUGCAAGGCAACGACAUCAACUGCGUUUGUGAGCCGGGGUCCUUGAUACAGCGCUUCAAGAAAGAAAGGCAUGCGCUGACGUACUUGUGCGCGCAGGUUGUCAAUUUGGGCGCCUGCGUCGAGCAGACUUCCGUGCAGCAGUUGGACGAAGGGAGCACAUCCAACAUCGACAUCGAUUGCGGCAAGGACCGUGGGCUUCAAGCCAUCCAAGCCGAGACGGAUGCCAGGAGCAGGUGGACGAGAUUCCGCUUCCGGUGCUGCCAGAUCACCGCCAACCCCGUCCGCAUGAGCACGUCCAAAGGCCGGCCUUCCUCGGACCCAGUGCAGCAGGGCAUCUACCUUGCAGAGGGACGGAUUGCCAACCGGCCAUUGUACCGUGGGUACCGGUGGAAUGGGGGGAGCGGGACGCCAUUCGGUGAUCUCUACUAUGUAAGCAACACAGGCGAGUGGUGCCUGGAUUCAGGUCCGGGCUCUGAGUACGCUUGCGUCUCCAGCGACCAGGUCAAUCCGCUGGACCAGCAGCUGGGCGGGAAGGACUGGCAGGUCGUCCCGGUGAGCGACUUCGACAGCAACUUCGAAGCCUUCGGGGUCAAGUUGCCGAAGCGAUUCCAGUCCAAACUCCAGGUGCCACCGCAGCUGACCUUUGCGGCCGAGGACCCGGUCUACGCGCCGGAGUGCAAGGAGGAGGUCAACCCGGCCUCCAGGGACUUCGACCCGAAGAAGAUGAACGACGAGGCCGAGCAGCUCAAGGACACGAACAACCCCUGCGGCUUCAUCUUCAGCACGCCGAAGACGAAGAAGAAGAGGACCGGCCUCUCUGGGGGACCGGAGAACCUCUUCAGUAUUCCUGACACCGAUGACUUUACGAACGUCUUCGGGUCCGAGAUCGAUGAUGCGGGGGAGGGGCUGUCCUGGUACGCAUGGAACCUCGGGGAUGUGGACGAGCCAGGCCAAUCGGGCAUCACACCCACAACCGUCAAGGAGUGCGCCGACCGGGAGAUCACGCGGGACUUCCAGCUGGCUCAAUGGCAAAGCGAGCACGGACAGGUGGAGUACAUCGCCGAUGCGGCAGAGCAGGUCGAGGAUGCUCUGGAGGCAACUUCGGACGUGGACAUUUCAAGUCCUGGUCCCGAAAUCAAGGUUGGCAAGGUGCUGUCCAAGUUCGGCAAGGUGUCCCGACUUGUCGGAGUAUUGAACAGCAAGAAUCGGCUAGGGAAAAGGGAGAGCAGCUUUGCGACGGCCGACAACGAAGACUGCAACUCCCUGCAGCACGGCCUUGCCCGGGUCUUCUGUGAUCUGCACUGCGUCCGAGAUGCCGUGAAGCAGGGCGACGCGGCGAUCCGCGCGAGCCUCGAGGAGGGCGUCUUCACUCUGCAAACGGAGCUGCGGAACCUCUUCCAGGCCUACUUCAGGGACCGCUCGCAGUCCGCCAGCCUCUUACAGGCCACGGAGCUCCGGGACUUCCGGCAGAUGCACGCCGGCCUGGCCCGGGACGUCCAGGAGAUGCGGCAGCUGCUCCAGCGGAACCUGCACCCUGUGGCCCAGAUCGCCUCCCAGCGCGCUCUCCAAACCUUCCGAUCCGCCAUCCAGGUCGGCCAAUCCCGCAACAACUCGAUACACUCGGUCGUGAAGGAAACGGCGACGCUGAAGGCGACCCUCCAAACCACAGCCCGCACUCAGACCUCUGGCGGGGCUACAGUGGCGCGGAGGACUGCGGACUUCGUUGUGACCAUGAACCAAGUCAUGCGCGCAAAGUUGCGGACGCUGGGAAUCUACCACGCGGCUGCCUCGAAGAGCAGGCUGCUGCAGUCCAGGCUUUCCAACGGCUUUCAGGACGAGCUCCGCGAGCUCUCCUUCACCUCGACCCUGAGGGCGCUGGACGCCUCGUGGUGGGAGCUGCGCAAAGAGCUGGACCGGUACCUUGACGCCUACGACGGGUACCUGAGGUCCUUCCAGCAUGCUGUCGGUUUGCUGGACACAUACACCCAAUGCGGCGCCGGCUUUGCGGAGCUGAAGGCCGCCUACGCCUCCAGCGGCCGCGCCCACGAAAGCGAGCAGCGCACCCUGAGGGAGGUCUGGGCCGCGGCCGCCGCGGCCAUCGGACGCAUGGCCGCGCAGGUCGCAGACACGGGCAUGCUGCAGGAGUUGGCUGCCCACGAUGUUGCAGGGAUGGCGCAGGCAGCGCCUGGCAGCUCUUGCAACGAGACCGCCUUCAUGGAGGCUGCCGUCGAGGCGGUGCGCGAGGGCCUCUUCGGGCAGACCGUGCGCCAGCUCGACACGCUCUUCACUGAGAUGGCGCUGCUCCGGCAGAGGUUCGAGGCACCUCCGGGCCAGGAGCUCUUCGACUCCGCAGAGCGGCUCUCGGCCGCGGCCGUGUCCGCAGAGGGCGCGGCCCACGAGUCAUGGACACGGUGGAGGGGGUUGCAUUGUGUUUCACACUCUGGCCUAGUGCUGGCCAAGAUGCAGAGCGGUCAACCAGACCAGCCUCCUUCCUGGGUCGAGGAGUUGGAAAAGCAGCACGAGGAGUUCAUGCAGAGCCAAGAUACGCUGGCCCAGCAGCAGGAAAAGGUCUUAGAGGAGCAGGCGCGACAAAUUGCGAGCCUUAGCAACGGCAGUGCGUCCAUUGACGCGCUGGUUGAGACGGCCGUGCCGGUUACAUUGGCCCCGAUUCCGACGCCGCCACCUGGGCUCUGUGAGCCAGGCGUGGAGUUAACGGAGCCGGUGUGCCAGGAAUCCCAGGUCCCAUGUACAGUCACAAUCAGCAACAUGCCAUCCCGCGCGGCCUCCAACGCAACAAUCUUCCCGGGCUGCAUCUCCUUCGCCGACGCAGCUCAGGAGCUUUUCGAGUACUGCAACAACGGCAACACCACACGGAAAGUGACGGCCUCCACCUGCGACGCUGAGCCCAGCUUCCAUGCCAUGUUGUCGGCCUUCCUGUCCUACAACGGCAGCUGCCAGCUUGUUGGAUGUGCGACCGGCAACGGCGUCAAAUGUGCGAAGCCAUGGAACAGCAGCGGCAGUGACCCGCGGGUCACCUUGACCUUCGCUGUGGAGCCGUCCGCUUGCGUGUACAUCGCGCAGCAACCAAAGUUCCUUAUGGGCAACAGGACGGCGCCGCUUACCAUCACGCUGCGAGCCCAGGAUGUCUCCGUCAGUCAACCCUGCGAUUCCGUUUGUGGAGUUGGUCAGUGUGACAAGGUUACAAUGGCAACGAUCAAUGACGGUGCUUCGAUCACUGCGGUGAUGGGAACCCUUGGCAAAACAUGUGAUCCUGCCCAGAUUCAUGGAAGGUCCUAUCCAGGCAUCCCCUGCUGGAUCCCACCAGGUCGCUGCGACAAGCAGAGGAUGGCAAGGAUCAAUGACACCAGUUCGAUCACUGAGGUGAUGGGAAGCCUCAACAUAACGAGGCCCAGGCUCUCGAAGGCAGAGCUUCUCGACAAGGGCCUGGAGAUGGAGGAGCAGACGCAGCAGUUCAUCGAGGAUCAGAGGGCAGCUGUUGGAAAGAUUCGAAAGCUCGCUCGGGAGCGAGAGGCAAACGUGUCGCUAUCGGAGGCUCGGCUUGGCUGCAGCAACCAGGCGGACAAGAAGCCGAAACGAGGCCUGUGGGAGAUUCCAACGUGUCUCGGUGAUCAGAACAAACUUCGCGCCCCUGCGCAGUUUUCUGGUAAGUUCCCAUCGGAGUGGGAAUCGAAGCAUCAGUCCCACCUCGAAGUGGACUGCUCUUCUGGCUUCCCAAUCUUCGACUUGAGCCUUGGGUGGCAGGGAACCUACGUUUGCUGCCCCACAGCGGCCCUCUUCUGUGCAGGAUGCUUCCACCUUGCCGGCUUCGGCUGCGCCCGCUGCGCCGCGGGUUUUGUGGAGGUCCCCGGCGAGGGCCGCUGUGAGGCUUGCGUGGACACGCCGGGCUGGACGGAUGCAAGCGGGAAGACGUGCGCCCGAGCCAUUUGCGGCGACACCGCCUUCAAGGGCCUCUCCUCCAAGCAAGCUUGCUGCCGGUGCGGGGGAGGGCAGCGGGCCGCGACGCCCUUCACGUACUACGUCGCCCCAACGUUUCUCUACGCAACCUCCAUCACGGGCUUCCCAGUUCCGCGCACCGCAAGCCACUACACCAUCGACGGGGACUGCAAGCUCUUGGAUUAUGGCCUCACGAUCGACGGUGAUGUCGGCAGCGUCGCUUCCCGCAGCGCAGCUGAGGCCACUGGCAUGUUGCAGAUCGCCCCUGCGGUUGGUCAAGUGGGCGGCACCCUCCCGGAGGCAGUGUCAGACAGGUGGCUGGAGGGAGCCUGGAAGGAGGCUGGAGGCGGGUCGCUGUUUGCAGCCACCUCCAGCAUCCAUGCGAAAGCACGAGGCGGGCAGCUUUGCCAGAAUGUAGCUGAGAAAAGGUGUGGUGCGUUCCUACAGACCGCGUUCUUCAAUCGUCCGUGCCUCUUGAAAAGCGACAUGAACACCUUGUUCUCUGCUUUCAGCAUCUCUUGCACCAUCGUCGCCCACCAGACCGCCAGCCUCUCGGCCUCCGCGACGCUCACGGUCGUGGCGAAAGACAGUUUCUCCUACGGACAGUACCCGCUCCUCAGAACCACGAAGACGCCAGUGCGCAGAGCAGGCAAAUAUGUCUUCAAAACACUCAGCUGCAACCCAGCCGAGAAGACGGAUCUCAUGACCCUGAACGACGAUGACGGAACGAUCAGCUGGAUAAAAAGGGCAACUGUCGGCGGCGGCAUCGAUUGGGAUUCGGGCCGGAGCUCCUUCGGCUUCCUCAGUACCUGGGGGUGCAUCUGCCGCGUGGAUGCCACGCGAAGAAUUGGCCUCUCAGAUUUCGAGGCCGUGGCAGCUUACUUCGUUGCGAUCGAGCCCGACGUCUGGACGGACCUGCGCUACAACCGGGCGACCGAUCGCAGCAGCCCCAUCGAGGCCGAUAUGGGAAGCAUGUGUAGGCAUGUGAAUGUCACAGUCGGGCAGGUGGCGCCCACUUUGAAGGUACAGCCGUAUGAGGGCAUGUUCAAAGUGCCCCCCACUGCCUUCACUGGCAGCUGCUCUAGCGAUGCUGGACACACGGUCGCCUUGGACACCGUCACCGGCCAGGGAACGUACGAGGGCUUCCCCUUCUUCGAGUUGGACCUGACCACGGGGUCUGUGCGCCUGGCCCCGUCGCAAGAGCUCACUAGCCUGAUGUCCGCAGAUUCCGACGGCCGGGCAUCGCUGAGCGUCUCUUGUGGCAUCUACGGACUCUACCAGUUCCCACCCUUCGGGGACGGACCCGUCCUGCCGGCGGAUCUCUUUUUCAGUGCUCAGGACGACACAUGCUUUGUGCCCAUUGACCAAACCCUUUACUUUCUUGAGUUCGAGACUACCUCCGCAACGAAUCUCUUUGCCCGCGUCCCCGACUGUGCAGAGCGGAGCACGUGCAUUGAGCUCAGCAUCCAGAACCGGCACUAUUGGGGGGGUCGCUACUGCUACUACGGCGAGAACAAUUAUGAAGGCGGCCUGGUCUUCCUGAAAGAGGGCCUCACCAGCACCGAGACCUUUUGGCUGCACCGCACAGGCCGCGGCGAAGAUACCUGGGUCCUGCAGAGGCCUGCCGAAGGUGACUUCUACAAUGCCUCUGCAGCCUUCAUGACCUUCGCUGGGGAGAUCGUGGCCGAGAUCCCCGCAGGCGGAGACCUCAUCGCCGAGGUUUUCAAGAAGGGCUCCAAGUCCUUUCCGAUCACUGACACCUCAGACACCUUGACGGCCGCGGUGGAGCUGCUCCGCUGUGAUGCGCCGAACCUGACCCAGAGCGAGGCAGAUGACCGUGCAGAGACAGCCGACGGAGCUGAGGCGGUGAUGGUCGACGACCCAUGGACAGAGAUCCCCUAUGACCACUGGCUGCAUCCUUGCCAUUGUGUCCCACACCUUUGGGGCCAGAAUGGCCCCGUGACCGCAGAAGCCUUCGGAGAGAUCCCGGCAGAGAGCCGCAACGUCUACCUUCCAAGCCCUUUCCCGAUUUUGACUGGCCAGUUCUCCUGCGGCGUUAGCUCGGAGGACCUCUUGGAUGUCAUCGUGGAGUCCGAUGUGCAGACUGCCGACCUCGAGGACUGCCAAGCCCAGUGUGCCAAGAGCAGCGCGUGCCGGUACUUCUUCACCGGCGAGGUGCUGUCGGUCAAGCAGUGCAGGCUGUACAGCAGCUGCACAUACAUCUACCGGGAGCUGGGGCUCUCCGGCACCCUCUACUCUUAUCCAAAGGGCACAGAGGUCUGCGCCAUCGCGAACCCGGAGGCGUGCUGGCACAUCACGAGGCGCCGGCAGCACCUUGGUGCCUUCUAUUCGGAUAUCGAGCUCUACCUGCCGAAGUUAGUGGACGAGUCCCUCUUUCGGCAGUGCGACGAGGCGCUGUUCAUGGGCGGCAUGGGCGUGGAGGUCUGCGAGCCCUGCAGGUAUGCCCAAGUGCCCGAUCCUGACUCCAAAGAGCGGCUGGCGCUGGAGAAGUCCCUCUUCCGGAGCAGCUACGCGCACGGCACGCUGCUGAAGGCGAGCUGCUGGUCCGAGCGCUAUGGGUCGCUGCCAAGAAAAAACUUCGAGCAGAUCUGUGUCAAUGGCAAGUGGCUCGACUCCGAUGGCGCCAGCCAGCUGAGCCACUUCGCCUGCGUCGCCAUGGUCCAGGUCGUCAGUGGUUACUACCAGGAGCUCGACUCCCACAACUUGCAGGAGCUCUACUUCUUUGAGGGCUUCAAGGUCGAAAUCACCUUAAGUCGUACCGGAACGCUGGAGCAGAAGAAGGGCGACUUCUAUGUCAAGCAGACGACUACGGCCGCGCCCUGGGAGCGUCAGUUCGUGUCGGCUGCCGACGAGACGAAGUGUGUGAGCGCCAGGCUUCCGACUCCGGGCGCUCUUCAAACAUGCAACGAGAGGGAUCCGCAGCAGCUUCUGGAUGGGAACACGGUGGCCAGCUUCUUCUCCGAGUCCUACAACAAGGACCAAACAAGCCAGGUCGGGGGUGUACCAAACCCCACGUCAACGUCGAUCUUCGACGUCUCUGACACCCUUGACUGCGAUGCCGGCGAGGAAGGUCGGGUCCUACAAAGGCUCGACUUCACCAGCACCUCCAUCACUGGCACCUGCAUCGGUGCAACCACCGGUCAAACCAAAGCGGCUGUCGAAAUCCCCUUGAGUUUUCAGAUCGUGAGCAGACGUUGGCAGAAGUGCCUUGUUGCGGUGCCUUGCCAGACGGAAAGUCAAGACGAACCGGAAUGCAUCUUCAACGAGUUGCAGGACUGUGAUGCCACGGCAGACCAGGCGUUCACCGUCUUCACCGGUUUUUUCGUUCAACUCCGAAACCGUGGCAACGCCAUGAGGUUCAUCGACAAUGCCAGCACGGGGGUAUUCAGAUGGGAAUUACCGGACCGGGGCGUUUACAAAGGUUGGCUGGGCAUGAUUUUUCCGUCUGGAGAUGGUGCGACACUUCAAUCCGACCUGGGGAAUCGCGUCAGCGCCAAAUACAGUGACAAAACCCCCCGCCCCUGGAAUGACGCUGCUCCGUCUGAAGAUGAGGAGACGUGGUAUCUGAGCCGCUUGAUAACGGGCAACGACAUGAACUGCGUUUGUGAGCCGGGGUCCUUGAUGCAUCGCUUCGAUAAGGGCCGGGAUCUCCUGACCUUCGCCUGCGUGGAGGUGCCCGGCUUGGGCGCCUGCAUCGAGACAACCUCCAUACAGCAGAGGAUCGAUGGGAGCCUCUCCCAAAUCGACGCCGACUGCGGCAAGGACCAUGGGCUUCAAGCCAUCCAGGCUGAGGUGGACUCCAGGAACAGGUGGGCGAACUUCCGCUUCCGGUGCUGCCAGAUCGCGGCCAACCCUGUUCGAAUGACGAAGUUCGGAGAAGGAACCGUGCCUUUUUACCCGGAUGAGCAGGGCAUCUUCGUCCCGACACGCCGCGAUGCUUUCAACCGGCCUGUGUAUUCAAGCAACGGCUGGCAAGGGACCGGCGUCACACCUGCUUCCCUGAGUUAUGAGGAAGGCAAGGGCGAGUGGUGUUUGGAAAAUCCGGGUCAACAAUACUGCGUCUCCAGCGACCAGAUCAAUCCUCUGGACCAGCAGCUGGGUGGGAAGUACAAUUCACUGGCGUCCUGGCAGGUAGUCCCAGUGAGCGACUUCGACGCCAGCUUCGAAGCCGUUGGGGCCAAGCUGCCGAAGCGAUUCCAGCGGAAGCGCCAGGUUCCACCGCAGCUGACCUUCGCGGCCGAGGACCCGGUCUACGCGCCGGAGUGCAAGGAGGAGGUGGACCCGGCCUCCAGGAACUUCGACCAGAAGAAGAUGAACGACGAGGCCGAGCAGCUCAAGGACACGAACAACCCCUGCGGCUUCAUCUUCAGCACACCGAAGACGAAGAAGAAGAGGACCGGCCUCCCUGCGGACAACUUCUUCAGCAUCUUUGGUGACAUCUUCCUUCCUGACGGCUUUAACGGCAUUCCUGACCAAGCCAUGUCAGAUGUCUUCGGGUCCGAGAUCGAUGAUGCGGGCGAGGGGCUGUCCUGGUACGCAUGGAACCUCGGGGAUGUGGACGAGAAGGGCCAAUCGGGCAUCACACCCAAGACGGUCAAGGAGUGCGGUGACCGGGAGAUCGCCCGGGACUUCGAGCUGGCCCAAUGGCAAAGGGAGCAUGACAGGACGCAGUCACAACUCGACUUGAUUGAGGAGGCCGAGGCGAUCUUGAUUGCGCUCCCUGAAGUCAAGGUGGGUUUUCUUGGCCCGGGAAAAACCAUCAAGACUGGCAAGAUCGCCUCCAACGUUGCCAAGGCAUCGCGCCUCGUCGGCACGCUGAACAAUGCCGUGAGGCUUUGGUCAAGGGAGAGCCGGUUCGCGACGGCCGACUACGAGGACUGCAACUCCCUGCAGCAUGGCCUGGCGCGGAUCUUCUGCGAUUUGCACUGCAUCCGUGAUACUGUGAAGCAGGGCGACGCGGCGAUCCUCGCAAGCCUUGAGGAGAGUUUCGUGGUUCUGCAGCGCGAGAUGCGCAACCUCUUCCAGUUCUACUUCGAGGACGGCUCGCAGUCUGCCAGCCUCUUGGAGGCCUCAGGCUUCCGAGAGGUACGUGCUGGCCUGGCCAGGGACGUCCGGGAGAUGGUUCAGCUGCUCCAGCGAAACCCACCGCUGCACCCUGUGGCCCAGAUCGCCUCCCAGCGCGCUCUCCAAACCUUCCGAUCCGCCCUCCAUGCGAAUUCUGCGAAGGGGGAUGGCAACGUGACCGCGAUCACCACGAAACUCGUUGAGGAGACGGCCACGUUGAAGGCAACGCUGGCGUCAUCCGCCCUCAUUCAAUCUUCCGGCACAGCGGCCGCACAGCGGAGGACGACGGAAUUCGUGGCGACCAUGAAUCAGGUCCUGCGUGCAAAGGCACACACGCUGGGGAUCUAUCAUGGGGCUGCCUCGAAGAGCAGGCAGCGGCAGUCGGCACUCUUCAAGGGCUUGCAGGACGAGGUCCGAGAGCUGUCCUUCACAGCGACGCUGAGGGCGCUGGACGCCUCGUGGUGGGAUGUGCGCAGAGAGCUGGACCGGUACCUAGACGCCUACGACGGGUACCUGAGGUCUGUGCAGCAUGCUGUCGGUUUGCUGGACACAUACACCCAAUGCGGCGCCGGCUUUGCGGAGCUGAAGGCCGCCUACGCCUCCAGCGGCCGCGCCCACGAAAGCGAGCAGCGCACCCUGAGGGAGGCCUGGGCCGCGGCCAACGCAGCCAUCGGACUCAUGGCCGCCCAGGUCGCGGACACGGGGAUGUUGCAGGAGCUCGCCACCCACGACUCCGCUGAGGCGACCUCGGCGACUGGCGAUCUUUGCAACGAGACCGCCUUCAUGAAGGCUGCCGUCGAGGCGGUGCGCGAGGGCCUCUUCGGGCAGACCGUGCGCCAGCUCGACACGCUCUUCACUGAGAUGGCGCUGCUCUGGCAGAGGUUCGAGGCGGCACCUUCGAGCCAGGAGAUCUUCGACUCCGCAGAGAGGCUGUCAACUGCGGCCGAGGCCGUGUCCGCAGAGGGCACCGCCCAGGAGUCAUGGGCGCGAUGGAGGCGUUUGCAUUGCAUCCCGGAGGGCUUGGCGCAGAGCAGGAACAGCCAGAUGCUCCAGUCGAGCUCGGACCGCUCGAAGCGACCUGGGCGGUACGGCUAUGGCAGGUACGGGGCGUACGGGAAGUACUAUGGUCCCUAUGGCUACCAGCCCUAUGGCCCGGUGACCACAGUUCCGCCCGUUCCGCCGUUUACCACCACAGCUCCGCCGACAACCCCGCCUCCGCCAUGGGUGUCGGAUCUCGAGCAGCAGCACUUGCUGGUCAUGGAGAACCAAACCUUUCUCGAGGAGCAAGAGAACAAGGUGUUGGCCUCGCAAGAAGUGCAGAAUCAGAGCCUGGUAGCCAAUGGUGAAGAGCUGGACGAGGUAGUGGCGAGUAUCGUGCCGCCCCCGUUGGACCCCCCGAUCACGACACCGCCGCCCGGGCCGUGCGAGCCUGGUGUGGAGUUGACGGGGCCGGUGUGCCAGGAGCCCCAGGUUCCCUGCACCUUGACCAUCAGCAACAUGCGCUCCCGCGCGGCCUCCAAUGAAACAAUCUUCCCGGGCUGCGCCUUCCUCUUCAACGAGUCCCAGGAGCUCUUCAAGUACUGCAACGAUGGCAGCGCGUAUCGGGUGGUGACGGCCUCCACCUGCGACGAAGAGCCAAGCUUCGACGCCAUCUUGGCAGCUUAUCAGUUCGAUGGGAGCAGCUGCCGCCUCGCGAGCUCCCAGAAUUUGCGAGGCGAAGGUUGCCCUAGCCAGGCAGUGAUGCAGAACUUCCCGCCUUCCGGCAUCGAUGGCAUGGCUGAGCUCUUCUCCGCCAUCACCUUUUGGCUUAGGGCAAGCCUUGCCUGGCUGGGGGACUUGGUCUUUGUGUCACUUUGCACGGCGGCCCGGAACUUUGUGGGCCAGCGAAUUCACUUCCUCGGCGCCGUGAUGGCCGAUCUGGGAGGUGACUAUGGUGGAGUGUGGAGCAAGUGUCCCGUCUGGGAUGGCUCGCCGCUGACUUGGCGCGCCUUCAAGCGCGAGAUGGGCUGGUGGACUUCCUCGCUGGACUUGGAAGGCACGAGAAAGUUCAACUUAGCAGCCCGAUUCCUGAUGAGACAAAGCGGAACUGUUCGCCAGCGAGGAGAAGAGUUCAGCCCCGACGAGCUGGAGUACCAGAAGGCGGUCAAGGCGAAAGACCCUGAGACCGGCGAGGAUGUCACGAUCGUCGAAGAGGACCUCUUGGCCGGACUUAAUAAGCUUAUGGCUGCCUUGGAAGGCCUGAACGGCCAGUCUGUUUUGGACCGGCGAGGGGAGCUGAGGACCCAGUUCUACUUGCACCUGGCGCGACGUCCUGGAGAACGAGUUGCUGACUACGCCACUCGGUUCAGGACGGUUGUCAGUGAUAUGAGAUCAGAAGGUGUCAAGCUCCCCGACACGGAGGUGGGCUGGUUCUUCAAGGAGAAGCUCGGCCUGGAUGCUCUUCGACGACAGCUGUUGGACACUGCCCUUCAGGGUGCCGAGGCAUAUGGGACUAUUGAGUCCGAGUGCCUUCGACUUUUCCGUGACCUUCAUCUGCAAGACCCGCUUUACCGGAAGCUUGAGAAGGGCAGUGGGAAAUUAAGUAUCAGGAGAAUGUUUGCAUCGGCGCCUUCGGCAACCCCAUCUACUGCUGCAACCUCCUCGAAUACUUCUUCGCGGCGUCCCUCGACUUUCUCUACUGCAAGUUCCUUGGCUGGCUCGCGGAGGGGACCCCCGAGACAGGUGCAUGCGACCGAGACGGAGGAGCCCGAAACCCUUGAUGAGACGGCCGUGGACCAGACAGAGGACGAGGCUGCGGCGUCGGACCAGGCUGGCGAGGGCAUCUCCUUGGAAGAGGUGCUGCAGACAGAGGUGCAGUGCUUGGCCCAGGAGAUAGCGCAGGCUGAGGAGGAGGGCAUCGACCCUGCGUUCACCGAGGCCUUGGAGACGGAGAUCGAGGCGUCGGCGGAGGCUUUGGUGAGUAUGAGGGAGGCACGCGUGAAGCUGGCUGAGGUUCGCAAAGAUAGGGGCUACAAGGGCCCUGCGUUGAAUGCCUCAGCGGCAGCCAGUGGAGGCAAAGGCCGGGGCAAAGCAGCGAUAGCCGCCAAGAAGGCGUCUGGCAAGCAUCUUUGUUUCGACUGUGGUCUCCCAGGCCAUUGGAGCGGCGAUCCAGAAUGUACCAAGCCUGGGGCUGGUUUGGGCCGGGCCAAGGGCAAGGCCGCGCCGGCAAAGCAGGUGCGCAUUGCUGAGGCUUGCGGAGAUGCCAACCAUACCGUGGCGGAGGUUGAGACCUUGAACACUGGCGAGAAUGAAGUCCUCAUGGCCAUGUCCCUCUCGGCGGCAUUGCGGGCUGGCAGUUCUGGGCAGACUUCCGAAGCUUUGGUUACGAGCGCGCUGGCAAAGGACAAGGCGCUGGUUGGUGCUUUGGACUCGGCGUGCAAUAGAACUUGUGCCGGUGAAGAUUGGAUUCAAGGCUAUUUGCUUGAGUUGCAGAAGGCCCCGCCCGAGAUCCAGGCCCUGGUCAAGACCGUUGAGGAGCAAGAGAACUUUAAGUUCGGCAACGGCGGCACCCUUCCGAGCAUGACGCGCUACCGGGUGCCAGCAGUGAUCUCCGGGCACUUGGUUGGGAUAUGGAUCUCAUGUGUGCCUGUUUCUUCCCUAGGCUUACUUCUCGGUCGAGAUCUUUUGGAUGGCCUCGGCGGCGUGCUGGACUUUAGCCAAAGAACUUUGACGUGCAAGUUGUUUGCCAACCGGCCGCCCGUGGCCUUGGAAAGGUUGGCCGCUGGACAUCUCUCUCUCGCCUUGAUCCCUGAGCAGUGGCCGGCCGUGACCCAAGGUCGUUGGAGAAAACUGGGAGCCGACGGUGUCCUCGAGUGUUGCAUUGGUUGCGCUGAGUGGGCUGCUCACUUGUUGCACAUGAACCCCAGAAGAGAUUCCGAAGAUGCACCCCACAGCCACAACAUGACCGAAGCAACCCUUGAGCUUGGGAGAUUGGCUUUUCAUGCUGUUCUUUGCGCUUCGGCCCAAAACUGCGAGAUGACUUUUGCUGAGCAGCCACAGCCCUCGACUUGCACCACGGCCUUUGGCCCCACGGUGGGCAAUGGCGGCUCCGAGGCCUUCGGUGGCUCCCUUGAGAACAGCUCGUGUGGAACCUCGCGACCUGGAUCCCGACGACUUGGUCGGCGUCAGGCGGCGGAGGAUGAUGUUGCGAGCGGUGGCAAGAUUCGAUUGGUCGAUGGCAUGGUGGCCAAUGGAUGCUACCCUCGGAAGUGGCUGGGCCGAGGAGUGUUCAGUCAGGGGACCUUGGCUUCUUUGACGUGGUUUCGCAGCCGCGUCGGCUUGAAGUUUGCGUUCCUGGAGGAUCCGGUGCUGAGUGGGAUGCUGGCUGCGCGCUGGCAGCCAGGCCGGAUGAACCGCAUCAAGAAUGCAGCCAUCAAGGAGGAAGCAGCAGCAUUGGCGCGCGAGACAGAUCGACUCCGGGCAGCCCGUACGCUGCUUGGGCCAAAAGGGGGGAUACCCACGCUCAAGGCCGACUUGUUGAAGCUCGCAGCCCUCUUGCACACCGAGGUGGCCGACAAGGACACGGUGAAGACCAUCAGAGACAAACUGCGACCGCUGGUGGCCGAUCUUUGUGCAAAGGUUCCUUUGCCGGCGACCUCUUCCAUCGACUCCGGCGAGCACUCCGAGCUGGCGUUGGCGGGACCUUCGGCACGACCCUCGACGAACGCAUCGUCAGGGACUAUGUCACCUGGGCCAUCCGGGACAGCAACCGCGGCCGCUACCUCGACAAGCAGCCCACUCAACGAUGCCAUGACUGUUGCCAUGCUGAACAAUCACCUGACCCAGGCCAUGGAGCAGCGUUUCCAGGAGCUGGGACACCGCCACGAGGCCAUGCUCAACCAGGUCAUGCACCACAUCAUGCAGAUGAACGCGAGCCAGAACCGCGACGAGGACAUGAUGAACAACGAGUGGGAGCUGGCCCCGCAACCGGCCUCGGACCCUCGCCUCAGCCAGCUAGGAUGCCUCGAGGUGAACCGGGUGCGUCAGGCUAUGCUAACUGAGGUGGCCAUGCAGUACCGCAAGGCGAUCCACGAUGCCUUUGUCAUGGAGAUCCCUCCGCUGUGCACGGACGCAGUGGGCUUUAACGACUCGGUCGGGCGGUGUGCCAGAACUCGUGGGCACAUCACCGGCGCUAACCUUGGGCCGGAAGCUGGCUGGGAUUUCCUACAGCCUGGCCACCGACAGCAAGCUCUACGACUACUGCAACGCGAAAAGCCUUACUUCGUGACGAUGGCCAUCCCCUCGGAGCCGUGGAUGUUUUCUUCUGUUGCCCUAUCUUCCCGGGAUCGCCAACGUCAGCAGCUACAACACCUUUCGACCUCUGCUCGCUUCGCCGUGCGCGUCGCCAAGCAACAGCUCGGGGGGGGGAGACAUUUCGUGAUCGAACACCCGCCGGGCUCUCUGCUUUGGCGUCUUCCUGGUGUUCGUGCACUCAUCGCGGACCCUCGCUGCCGCUGCUUUGGGCUGGAUCUGGGCCGUUUUGACUCGCAAACCCUUGGACAUCGACGAGUACGGUUUCCCGCGACUCAACUUUUGACUUCUAGCCAAACCGUGGUGCAUCAGUUUCGUGGCAAGCCUGGCGAACUUCCAGCUCAGCAUGCGCGACGUGAAGUGAAGUCAUACCCCCAGGCCUUCUCCCGAAAACUGGUGGCGGCUAUGGAGGAGGAAUUUGACUGGGAGACCUGUCAGCUGAAGGGUGCAGUCGGUGGCCAUGAAUGUCUCGAGUUGGUCGGAUCCAGCGGGGCAGUGGACUUCGUGCGCGAGGCCUUGUCUGAGGAGCUCCAGGUGGGUGAGCAGAGCGAGUCGGAGGACGAGCCGGAGACCAAGUUCGUGGGCGAGAUCACGCCAGCUAUCCGGGCGGCGGUCAGGCGAGUGCACGAGGAUUCCAUUGGCACGCCUUUUGUGGUAGCUCAUGCCACCGACGCGGUCUCCAAGUACCAGCUGGCAGCCCGCAUCCCAAACAAGUCUUCAGCUGCGGUGAUUGACUUCAUGAUGCAGUAUUGGCGCCGUGGCAGAACAGCCCGGCCGAAAGAUCAGGAGGCAUACUCAAAACGCUGGUGGCCGCCAUCGUCACACGUCCUGGGAGACCGAGAGAUCUCCAAUGCCAUCGGAGAGGCUUGCUCGGCCUAUAACGCAGAUGUCAAUGAAGAAGGCGUGACGCCGCUUCAAAGCGUCACAGGUCGACAGCCCUCCAGUCAGGGCUCAGUCCUCCACAAUUUCUCUGGAAGGCUGGCGGAGCACGGGUUGAUAGAUGCUGAGCCGUCCCUCCAGCAGCGAAUGGCUUUGAGAGAAAGCGCCCGCAUCGGCAUGAUCAGGCUCCAUUAUUCGAAGGCCAUUCGCCGUGCUGAACUUGCUCGAAGUCGAGAGCCGACCAUUUCCCGCUCAAUACAGCCAGGUGACACUGUGUGUUUCUGGAGGGCUCAAAAGCUAAAUCGCCGGGGCGACCCGCGGCUGUCGACUUCCUCCAGACGGCGCAGGCUGGAACUCCGUCGUUGGCACGGGCCGGCAAUCGUGUUGGCUCUGGAGCAGAGUUCAGAGGACAGCGCCGUCACCAACGCCUUUUUGUCCUUCAAAGGUCAAGUCACGAAGUGUGCGCUUGAACAUGUGCGCCCGGCCUCUACGCUUGAAGAGCUGUCCGCUGGCGCCUGGGAAGAGGCAAUCAAGGAGCUGACUUCGACUGGCCGCACGCCUUUGGAGGACCUUGGUCAGGCGGCCAGUGAUGCCGAGUCUGAUGAGAGAGAGGAUCCCGAACUUCCCGAACCACCAAUGCCUGGCGCGGUUGCUCCCUCCACCUUGGCAGCGCCACCCUUGACCGCUGCGCCUGGGACGCCAGUGGGUCACUUGGUGCGCCGCCCCGUGAUGCAGAACGCCCUUCGACGAGCUCAGGGACAGCCGCUGGCUGUGGAGUUGGGAAGGCAAGCUCUUGUUCGAGGCCAGCCGGCCGACUUUGCCGCCGAGCUUCGUUCGUUGAUGGAGAGAGGACGCAAGCGCAGCGCCAGCCAGAGUGUGGAACCAUCUCUUUUGCUUUCGGAGGAGCCGGUGCCUUCUUCGCGACGGGUGUCUCCUACCGCGAGCGCUGGUGUUGCGGAUCCUCCUCGACUCUCUACAGAACCACCUGGUGAUCAAGCUUCAGUUGUUGGUGCUGCUGAUCCCCAUCGACCUUCUAUAGAACCACCUGGUGAUCACGUGUCAGUUGCCGGUGCUGCUGAUCCCCAUCGACCUUCUACAGAACCACCUGGGUCCAUUAGCGCUGCAUCUUUGCCGGCUGCUCUGGGUCCUGUAGUUCUGAAUGAUCCGCGGUUGGGGGAUGCGCGUUCGGCCUUUGAAGCCUUGACCUUAGAUCACGAACAGCUUCUUCGCUUAGCUCAAGGUGGCGCAGAUCUUCAUCCACUUCUACAAGUUCAGGCUCAAGUUGAAUGUGACCGCUUGCAGGGUUCAGUGUCCGAGAAGGCCCCUGACCACGGAACCUGGGAUGGACGUUGGAGCUUACCUUCGAGUUCGCAGCAUGAGCUUCUUCAGCGACUUGGUGCUCCUUUACCCGCAGGACAACCUGAUGACGUUCAUGAAGUUUGUGCCGCUGGUGGGCGAAAGGAGAAAAUUUGGUCCAAGAUGUCCCCUUCAGAAAGGACGCUGUGGAAGGAGGCCGCAGUUAAAGGCUGGUCUGCUUACGUGGACAAUGACGCUGUCAAAGUGUUGUCGUUGCAAGAGAGCCUCGCCGUGCGCAAGGAGUUGGCGCGCAAAGGAGAGCUGGAUCGAAUCAUGACGCCGCGCUUCGUCUUGACCGAUAAGAACGACGGCCUUAGGACAGAGGGUGCCAACUUGCCCCCAGCCCCGAGUGCUAGGUUGGUGGUGCCUGGCUUCAAAGACCGGGCGAACCUUGAAGGUGAGAUUCGUCGUGAUGCCCCGACAGGAAGCCGUUUGAGCCAACACCUUCUACUUUGCUUGGUGGCGUACCACAGCGCUACUUGGAACCUCUUGGCGGCCGACGUUAAGUCGGCUUUCUUGAAAGGCGAUCCAUUCGUCACCCGAGAGUUGUAUAUCGGCCCCACCAACGAGAAGACGGGCCCUGAAAUUCCAUUACCUCGAGGUUGCUUGGCAAAAGUCCUGAAAGGCGUGUUCGGACUCGCCGACGCGCCGCGCCAAUGGUGGCUAAAGCUGGCCAGCUCCCUCGAGCGGCGCGGAUGGGUUCGCUCGGCACUGGACCAAGCGGUCUGGUUUCUUUGGAGCGGGCCAGAGCGAAAGACUUUGUGCGGGAUGAUCAUAAGUCAUGUCGAUGAUUUGCUGCUUGGUGGCAAUGCCUUGGCUGAGAAGUCCCUGUUGCAGGUGGGAGACGAGCUGGGGUUUCGUGAGGUCACCCGCAACUCCUUCACUUGGUGCGGCAAGUUCUUUGACAAGCGGUCCGAUGUGGCUGCUCUGCUGACACCCUUUGAACAUCGCCAGCUUAGGGCUGUCUUGGGAAGUCUUCAGUGGUUGGUGGCCCAACUUCGCUUCGACCUUUCCUUCUGCGUGUCAUCGCUGCAGGGAGAGUCUCCGCCUACGGUGGGAACUUUGCUGAGAGCGAACCAGGCCGUCCGGGAGUUCCAGAAGGACUGCAACUUUGAGCUGGUGUUUCGCGGGGUGAACCCGUACAAGGGCGGCCUGAUGGCCGUUGCGGACGCUGCUUUGGGCAACGUCGACUUGAAGGGCUCGUCUCAGGAGGCCCCGCUCACCAAGGUGUACUCCCAGGCCUGCUACUUUAUCAUCUUGGCUGAUGAGGGCUCAUGGCAGGAGGCCUUUGAUGUGGGCCAGUUGUGCCGAGGAUUUCUUGCAAGUGUCCGGGGACUUCCCUUGCACAAGUCGACCCUGGACUCUUCGCUUAACUCCGUGCCCCUCUGCACCGUCGUAGACGCCAAAGACGUAUUCGACAGGUCCAACAAUGACUCCAACAGUUUCGGCAGCCAGAAAAGUCUAGCUUUUACCAUCGCCUGGCUCCGCAGUGUCCUCAGAAGGCCCAACACCAGUCUGCGUUGGACAAGCACGGAAAAUAUGUUUGCAGACGGCGGUACCAAGGACAUGGAUCCCACGCACAUGCGCAGCAUCAUGGCAGCUGGCAAAUGGUCAGUCACCUACAGCCCUGCUUUUGUAAAGCAGGUGUCAAAAGGACAGCGCAAGCGCGCUGCGCCGACUUCGACUGCUGAGCUCAUGGGGGAACCAUUGGAACCUGGCGAUCCUCUGCUCGGCCACCUCCUGAAGCUGGGUGAACAACGUGGCUGGCAUCAUCGCGCUGACAUGGGCAUCAACGUGGCGUACGACGCCAAGAGUUUUCGCUCUCCUGAACCGCGGUUUUCACCGGCCCAGUUCCCACUUAGAAGCACCUUUUGUCGGCUUGAGCUACAGACGGGCCAGGUCAUGUGGCGAUGCAUCGAUGGCAUGGCUGAGCUCUUCUCCGCCAUCACCUUUUGGCUUAGGCCUUCAGCCGUUGGCUUGCGGCAAGGAAAAGGUUGCGUGAAGGAGAAUGGUGCCAGAUGUCCGAACCCGUGGAAUGGCACGGGAAGCGACACACGGGCAGCCGUCACCUUCACAGUGUCACCGUCGGCUUGCGCGUACAUUGUGCAGCAGCCCACCCAGCUUCGCUUCGGCAACAACACGGAGGAGCUCACCAUAACGCCAAGAGCUCGGAGCAGGAGGGAGGAGGAAGGAGGAGGGUACGAGUAUCCAAGUAUACGAAGUUGUCCUUUGGAGUCGAGGUCUGAGAGGCUCCCCACACCGGUGGCGACAACGACAACGACAGCGACUUCGUCCUGGGUUAAGGUUGUAUGA